AUGCAGACAGAUAAUGAAGACGAUAAUGAUUAUCAAACAGAAACAAUUUCGAGAACUAAUACACUGAAUAUUGAUCGAUCAGUUCGUACAACAACUGAUGAUGUAUCAUCUAUGAAAAAAAAUAUUUCAUUUAAUCAUGCCACAUCUAGUGAUGUUACUGAAAAACGUUUUGAUCUUCAGCAAACAUCAUUUGCCACAAAUCCAACCUAUGUAAGUACAAAAAAUUUAUGCAACUAUUAG
This is a messenger RNA of Rotaria socialis, 240 nucleotides long. The record is from the annotation of a GenBank genome assembly. Lineage: Eukaryota; Metazoa; Rotifera; Eurotatoria; Philodinida; Philodinidae.